Molecule: messenger RNA, 1090 nt
Organism: Gallus gallus (chicken)
Lineage: Eukaryota; Metazoa; Chordata; Aves; Galliformes; Phasianidae
Product: zinc finger protein 621-like
Exons: 5
Biological process (GO): regulation of DNA-templated transcription
Source: RefSeq, a predicted model, not a curated record
AGUGCCCACAAGGGACGGGGCUGCCUGGCCGAGAAAGGACUGCUCAGCACGUGAGCGAUAGGAGCCCGGAGACAGAACUACACGUACACAGACCCUCCUUAAGGAAGGCGGUGAGGUGCUUUUUGUUACCAAUGAAACGCAACCAAAUGCUGUGUGCCACACUGCCCAAACCCAGCGGCCCGGCCCAGGCAGUCGUCCCAGCCCAACUGAGCCCGGAACUCCUCUUCCCUCACGGCCACGGACGGCGUGUCUUCCGGCGGGGCGGGACGGGACGGGACGGGACUCAGCCUUCGCUUGGCUCCGCUGCUCUGUGUCCCCCACGCCUCGCUCUGCCCUGCCCUGCCCUCCCCUCUCCUGCUCUCCUCUUCUCCCCUCCCCUCCCCUCUCCUGGAGGUCUCUCCGAGCGGCACCGUUGCCGCUGUGUCGCCUCCCGGGCUGCUGCUCCCGGCUCAUCCCGGGACGGCGCUCAGCGCUGUGGGCAGAGACGGAGCCGUCGGUGCCGCUUCCAGGAGAACGGCCGCCUCUUCCCAGCAGAGCAGGCUCCAGUUCAACUUGUGCCUUCCAGGCGUGAUCAUCCCAGGCUGCAGGAGAGCAGCAAAUGGCCACAGCACAUCCGUGUCAGGAGCCCGUGAGCUUUGCGGAGGUGGCCGUGUAUUUCAGCAGGGAGGAGUGGGCGCUGCUGGACCCUGCGCAGCGAGCGCUCUACCGGGACGUGAUGCUGGAGACGUACCAGUGCGUGGCCUGGCUGGCGCCACUUCCAGGCCCCAAACCCGGGCUGAUCUCCCUGCUUGAAGGAGGGGAAGACCCCUGGAUCCCAGAUGUGCGUAGCCCUGAGGCCGUGCCAGGAGACCUGAGCCCAGGAACUGGGAUUACAGAUAUACUGGAGGAUGUGCAGGAAAGUGGUGUGGCCGAAAGGCGGUGGGGUAGUGCCUGUGUGGGAGAAAUCAGAAGGGAUGUCCCAGGAGGCCUGGAGCAAGGUCAGGGUGAGCACAUCAAGAAGGCACUGGGAGAGCAUCUGGAAGAGAAAGGAAGGAGCCCACUGGACUUCAACAUAGGUGAAAAGCAGGCGGAAGGACCCAGGAGCAAGGAU